CAGAUUCAGUCGCAAACGAACAACGAACCAUCGAAGUUUAGAAAAUAUCUAACAAUUAAAAGCGAUCGCGCGCGCGCUUUUUAUUUCGAAUCUCUCGAAUAUCUCGAAUCUCGAACAACGAAACGAAAAUAAAUUUGGAAAAUUGCAAUUGUCGUUUUGUUUUUAGCGCGCGUGCAUUGCCAAAAACGAAUCAGAAGCACACAAAUGCAGAAAACAACGAAUCGAGAAAGGAGAAAUAUAUAAAAACGACGCACAUUUCUCAGUUGCAUGCCGCGUGGAUCCAAAUAUAUAUAUAUAUAUCCUAAUAUAAAAUAAAAUACAUAUACCUAUAUAAUCAUCUAUAUAGCUAAACUUAGAAAUAAAAGCGAAAAGCGCAAAGCGAAAAAGGGAGGAAUAACUUUGAGAGGCGUUGCCCGUUGGCCAAGGAAUUUUUCUCAGAAAUACGCAUGAAAAUUAAUGCAGCAUUUUCGGAAACUAGCUCAAGGCUCAAGACCCCCUCUCUUUCCCUGCCACAAAUCUGUGUAAUUAUAUAAUCCAAUUUGUGUUAUUUAUCGCGGCCUUUGCCGAGCAGUGAACUGAUUUGAACUGGAGACACGUGUCAUUAGAUUUGAGAUUUGAGAUUUCCUGAGCCUCGCACACUUACGAUACAUUGCGUUGAUUAUGAGCGCUUUCGCCGACCGGAAUGUACAUUUCAAUCCUUUGCGAAUUCAGCAAAUGCUUAUCGUUAAGCGCCUGAGACCGCCGGAGAGCAAAAACUUCAAGAACUGAACCGAGCAGCCGAACAACGAAUAUACUUACGAAAUCUGCUCGCAACGAACCUUUUUUAUUUCAAAUAAGAAGUCAACGAAACACAUAAGCUACAAUAUAUAAAUAUAUAAAGCCAAAAACGAACGAAUUUUCAAGCAACUAUAACAACACUGCGACAACAAGAAAAACAUCCAAAUAUCCAAGAAACCGGAAAUAUAAAGACAACAAAGGAUCAUCACAUUGUUAAAGAACUUUUCACAGAGCAAAAGUCUCUUUUUUGUACAUAUAUACUAGAAUUUAGAAUUGUUUUUGUUGAUUUUGAAUACAAAACUCAUACAUAUAUAUAGAUAUAUAUCAUUGUUGUCCCACUUUGUUGUGUUAGCUUAGCUAGACUAAAGAACCCCUAACGAAUACUAGUCAGCCGCCCAACUGUGCGUAUACGCAACGUUGCAACAUUGCGUAUACUUAAUACUUAAGAGUAGUUCAAUAAGGAUAAACGAACAAAUGAUGAAAAAUCUCAAUGGUAGGGCGCACAAUGCGUGCUACCAUCCCUACUACCACCAAUCGCUGCACUUUGCACAGCAGCAACAUCUGCAACAGCAGCAGCAGCAUCAGCAGCAGCAACAUCUGCAGCUGCAACAGCAACAUCAACAGCUGCAGCAGCAGCAGCAGCCCCAGCAGCAAUUGUUACGUCAGCAGCAACGGCAACUGCCCACGCAGACGGCCUACCAGCAGCAGCAACAACAUCAGGAGCAAUCGUUUGCCCACAAUGCCUUCCCACUGCGCAGCAGCAACAGCAACAAUUAUGGCCAUGUUGCUGGUAGCGCCUACGCCGGCAACAGCAGCAACAAUGCGGCUGCCAUGGCCGCCGUGUGCCAAAUGCAGAAUUUUUUUAGUCAGCAGCAACCACAGGAGUACAACAACAAUUGCUUGCCUAUUAAUUAUUAUCAGCAGCAGCUACAACAGCAGCAACAGCAACAGCAGCAGCAACCGCAGCAACUGCAGCAGCAGCAACAACAGGCAAUAACAGCUACGACGACAGCAGCAACAUGCAAUGCCACAGCAGCAACAACAUCCACGACAGCAGCAGCAGCAACAUCAUCAACAACAACAUCCACAAACAACGACAACAACAACAGCGAUAAUUUUGCAAUGGACGCGAGUGAAAUCGCCACUUUUCUAGCCAACGAGCUUUUCCUACAGCAGCUCGGCAACUUUGAGACCGUUCAGAGUGUCCUAACGCUGACGACGCCCACGUUGACCCCAACCACGACGCGCAGCAUCGAGGAUUCCUUUUUCCAGAUAAUUUCGGAUACGCAAAAUGAUCGUGGAGCUGGCUGCGCGGGAUUCGCCGUGCCCCUGGUGCUGCCCAACGCUGCGAACGGAGGAAACGAGUCCAACGGCAAUGGCAUCGCCGCGAUUCCCUGCCAGCAGCAGCCGUACGAUGUGAGUCUGGUGCCAGGAAGCGAUUCCGAGGACUCCAAUGCCUCGUACAACGAUACGCAGAUGAACGAGGAGCAGGACACAACCGAUACUUCAAGUGCCCAUACGGACAGCACCUCGUACCAGAAUGGCCACAUAAUGCCGGGCGGUAGUGUGAAUGGCGGCGUUAACAACUUCACCAAUGUCCUGGCCGCCGUGAAUCCAGCCAACCGAGGCGAGUCCUCAUCAACGAAUACCUCAAACACCCCGGCGCGUCGUGGAGGAGGCCGGCGGCCCAACCGCUCGGCCAACAUGACGCCGGAGGAGGAGCAGAAGCGGGCUCUGCGCCGGGAGCGGAACAAGCAGGCGGCGGCCCGCUGCCGGAAGAGGCGGGUGGACCAGACCAACGAGCUCACCGAGGAGGUGGAGCAGCUGGAGAAGCGGGGCGACGCCAUGCGGAAGGAGAUCGAGGCGCUGACGAACAGCAAGAACCAGCUGGAAUACCUGCUGGCCGCCCAUCGGCCCACCUGCCACAAGAUCCGCUCGGAUCUGCUGAGUGUGACCACCUGCAACGGGCUGAUUGCUCCGGCUGGACUCCUGAGUGCCGGCAGCAGUGGCAGUGCGGGAUCGAGCAGCCACCACAAUCACAACAGCAACGACAGCAGCAAUGGCACGAUCACGGGCAUGGAUGCCACCCUAAACUCCACCGGGAGGAGCAACUCACCAUUGGAUCUCAAGCCGGCGGCGAACUUGGACAACCUGCUGCUGCACAUCAAGGAUGAGCCACUGGAUGGGGGCCUGGACUCGGGAUCGAGUCUGGACCAGGAUGGUCCGCCGCCCAGCAAGCGGUUCACGUUGCCGCCCAUGUCCACGAUGCCGCACAUGUCCACGCUGAUGACGCCCACCGGUGCCUCGUCGGGAUCUCUGCAGACGCCGAUAACGAGCACGGCGCCCGGAGGAUUUGGUAGUGCCUUUCCGGUGACCACCAAUGGAGGAGGAAACGGUAGCACCAGCAUGAACAGUCCCACGCUGAAUGCCCUGAACAAGGUGCCCAAGGAGCGGCCCAACACGCUGGCCUUUCAGCGACCCCUGGGCAUGCACCUGACCCUGGCCAACAGCAAGGCGCAGCACGGUGGACCCACGCAGAUCCAGGGAGUGCCCAUCCAGACGCCCUCCACGGGCACCUUCAACUUCGACUCCCUGAUGGACGGCGGCACCGGGCUGACCCCCGUCUCCGGACCCCUCGUGCCCAACAGCUCCGCCACGAACAAGCAUCCCCUGGAGCUGCCCACGCCCACCGCCGAGCCCUCGAAGCUGGUCAGCUUAUAACCACGGGACAGGAUGUGGUACAGGGCCGGCGGAUAGGAUAGCUCGAGUCAGGACUAGGUUAAGUUUUAUAUAAUUGAGGAUGCGUAGCGAUUAUAUUUACACUUGCUAACACAACAAGCAAAAACAAUUAGACGAAGAGAAACCAAGAAAACAUUUUCUUAGUUGUAAUGUGUGUAAUAUGAGAUGUUUUCAUUUUUUGUAAUUUCGUUAACUCUAAUGUUUUUUCGUAUUAUUACCUUUAUCAUUAUUAUGGUUAAUUUAUGAUUUUUGCUAUGUCUUUUACAUACGACGAGCUACAUAUGUUAUGUACUUGUAUUUUGUGCAAUUUUCAAACCUUUUCAUUGCGUGUUAUAUAUUUUCAAAAAAUAUACAAAUGCGAACGAUCGAUGCCUGGAAACUGAAAAUGAAUGAUAAGGAUUAUAGGGAGUGUAGAUUUGAAGGAUGCGUUGUGAUAUUUAUUAUAAAACGAAUACAAAAGAUAACGGAUAAACGAUAAAAAACAAAAGGAGCAGUAAACAAAAGCGUGUAAUGAAAGGAACUAAGCCGGUUUUAAAAUUGUACAUUUAAACAUUUAAACGAAUCGCGUAAAUAUAUAUAAUAUAAAUAUAUGUAUAUGCAGCAUACAAACUAAAUACAAUGCCUUGAGAGAGAAUUAAGAAAUGCAAAACACUUUAUAUAAAUAUAUAUGUAUAUGUAUGUUUAAACCUAAACAAUAAUCGCGUUGAAGCAAGUUUUAUAUUGAGCAAAAGCAAAUGUGAAAUGAGAUAAAUAUACUUAUUGUACUCUGUAAGCUGCAGUAGAAAACCCAAAUAUAUUUUUACUAAACGCAACAAAUGCGCUAUUUUCAAAUACCAUUUAUAAGAAAUGACAAAAGCAAAGCAAUUAUUUAAUAUGUAAUUAUGUAUUAUGCAUACCCAAAUACGAUUUAACGAAAGCUGAUCAGGUAAAAACAAAUAGUAACUCUCGCCACAGUUUCCACAGUAAGUUCUCCGAAACUCUCUAUUCAAAAUUAUCAAUUUAUCCAAUAAACCAAACCGAUCGAUAGUAAACUAAAUGCACUUAUAAGGGCAGAAAAACACCAAAAUUGACAAAAAUGAAAUAAAAUAAAAUAAAAACACCGAAAAAACCUAAAA
Drosophila suzukii is the source of this 4631-nucleotide messenger RNA. RefSeq names its product transcription factor kayak (gene kay). The record is from RefSeq and is a predicted model, not a curated record. Gene Ontology annotation, cellular component: nucleus. Lineage: Eukaryota; Metazoa; Arthropoda; Insecta; Diptera; Drosophilidae. Gene Ontology annotation, molecular function: DNA-binding transcription factor activity, RNA polymerase II-specific; RNA polymerase II cis-regulatory region sequence-specific DNA binding. Gene Ontology annotation, biological process: regulation of transcription by RNA polymerase II.